Messenger RNA from Haliotis rufescens (red abalone), 984 nucleotides. RefSeq lists its product as uncharacterized. NCBI's taxonomy places the organism in Eukaryota, Metazoa, Mollusca, Gastropoda, Lepetellida, Haliotidae. Bases 1 to 984 code for a protein of 327 amino acids. The record is from RefSeq and is a predicted model, not a curated record. The transcript is spliced from 3 exons. Gene Ontology annotation, biological process: positive regulation of fat cell differentiation. Gene Ontology annotation, cellular component: nucleus.
AUGACGUUGACAGUUCUCGGGAACUACACAGGAACUACCCAGGAACUACACAGGAACUACUCAGGAACUACACAGGAACUACACAGGAACUACUCAGGAACUACACAGGAACUACACAGGAACUACUCAGGAACUACACAGGAACUACUCAGGAACUACACAGGAACUACACAUGAACUACUCAGGAACUACACAGGAACUACUCAGGAACUACACAGGAUCUACACAGGAACUACACAGGAACUACUCAGGAACUACUCAGGAACUACACAGGAACUACACAGGAACUACUCAGGAACUACACAGGAGCUACACAGGAACUACACAGGAACUACUCAGGAACUACACAGGAACUACUCAGGAACUACACAGGAACUACACAGGAACUUCUCAGGAACUACACAGGAACUACACAGGAACUACUCGGGAACUACACAGGAACUACACAGGAACUACACAGGAACUACACAGGAACUACUCAGGAGCUACACAGAAUCUACACAGGAACUACUCAGGAACUACCCAGGAACUACACAGGAACUACACAGGAACUACUCAGGAACUACACAGGAACUACACAGGAACUACUCAGGAACUACACAGGAACUACACAGGAACUACUCAGUAACUACACAGGAUCUACACAGGAACUACUCAGGAACUACACAGGAACUACACAGGAACUACUCAGGAACUACACAGGAACUACACAGGAUCUACUCAGUAACUACACAGGAUCUACACAGGAACUACUCAGGAACUACCCAGGAACUACUCAGUAACUACACAGGAACUACACAGGAACUACUCAGGAACUACACAGGAACUACACAGGAACUACACAGGAACUACUCAGGAACUACACAGGAACUACACAGGAUCUACACAGGAACUACUCAGGAACUACACAGGAACUACACAGAAUGCGCGCAUGAUUUCAAGUUCUUCAAGAAGCAGACUGGUUUAAAACGUCAGUUUUUGUAA